UUUGAAGAAUGCUGUUCGGACUUUUUCUAUCCUUGUCUUUACUUCAACUGUCAUGUCCCAAUUGCCAAUAGGGGGACAGGAUGAGGUCUAUAGUUGUAGGAGAAAAAUCUGUGUGGGGGGGAAUUCUGUUCCAUCCCAUUUGCAACUGACAGGUUUUCUCUCCCUUCCUAUAUUGGGGUUCAUUUUGACUACUCAAGCAGUUCUUCAGUUCUUCAGUCUCCCAACACUUGAAUAGUGGUUAACAUGCUGGCCUAGAACCAGGAGACUGAGUUGUACUCUUGUCUUAGGCAUGACAACAGAUUGGGUGAUUUUGAGCCAGUAAGUUACUCUCUUCCUCUCAGGCCAGUCUACCUCACAGUGUUGUGGGGAAAAUAGGAGGAGGAAAGUAAUAGGUAUGUUUUCUGCCGAGUUAUUUAUAAAGAAAUAUAAAUAUUUAUAAAUAAAUAAAGGCUUUGCAAAGCCGGAUCAAGCACAUCAAUAUAUUCAAGCAAAUACUCCAUUGGCAAGAUACACACAAAGCAAUAUAUUCAUAGUCAAGCAUCAAGAAUAUACAAAAUUAUUAAUGUGAUUGGUUAGAAAUUAAUUAUAAAAAGACUGUGUUUUAAAAUAGACCCAGGUUGCUGUGCUGUACCCACUAAAUGUUGAAGCACAGCUUUAGCAAGCUCUGCCCAACUAUCUUGAAACAUAAUCAUAAACAGAAUAUUGAAAGUGUUCUGAUGUGUCUAUUUGCUUUUAGUUUUGCUAAAUAUUUACUUAAAGCACUUAUUACUAGAGGAGUGGCUUAAAUCCUUUCACAUUUCCUUUUUAACCAGGAAUCUGGAGUUCUGCCAAUCAGCCUCAACAAAACCUCUUAUAGAAUAGGGAGGACCCACCCUGACUUCUGAUACAUGAAUACUUUUUCCAGCCCUUCCUGAUUACUUCUGUUCAAUUAUUUCUUUUGGGGUUCUUGUUUGAGCCCAUAAUACAUGGCUUGCACUUUCCAUGGCAGAUUUUAACUUUUUAAACUAUUUUUCUCUCUCUUUUUUUUUUCCCAUGUGAAGUUCUGAUGUCUUCUGCAAUCGGGUUAAUUCAGAAGUUUUGUUAAUGUUGUUCUUGUUUGCAUAAACCUUGAGGACAAAAGAAUCUUUAUUUUUUUAGUGAAAGCAGUGAGAACAUAGCACUGUUUCCCCAGAGGGAUAUCUAGCAACAGCAGCAGAAAGAAACAGUGUUUAGCACAGACAGUCAUGUCCACAGAGGAAAUGAUAAGAAGACUUAAAGAAGAACUGUUCUGCUUCAUUUGCUCAGACAGUUUCCGUGACCCAGUCUCCAUACACUGUGGGCACACCUUCUGCCGAGCUUGCAUUACUGAAUAUUGGGUUUCCAUUAACAAAAAAUAUUUCCAGUGUUCUCAGUGUAGAGCAAUCAGCUGGAAAAGAAUCUUAAAGCCCAACCGAGAACUGGGAAACAUUGCCAGAAUUGUCUCAAAGCUGAACGACAAAGCCAAAGAAAAAGAAAAGACAAAAGAGAGGAUAUGCCAGAAGCACCAGGAACCAUUGAAACUUUUCUGUAAAAAUGAUCAAAUGGCAAUCUGCAUGGUGUGUGACAAAUCAAAAGAGCACAAGGACCAUACAGUGUUUCCUGUGGAGCAAGAAUUCCAGGACCAACUAAUAUCUUUGAAGAAAAAAAGAGAAAAACUUCUUAAACUUCAGGCAACGAAUGCAGCGAGGAACAAAAAAGCCCUGAAUACAAUCAGUGAUGAGAUGCAGAAAAUGUCAUUGGCCUUUCGGCGGAUUUAUCAAUUCCUUGAGGAACAGAAGCAACUGCUGCUGGACCAGUGGAAGUCACUCCAGACAGCAGUUAAGGAACAGGAAGUUCGUACUGCCACAAUUUCAGAGGAAAUUUCUUGCCUGGAUAGCCUUAUCACUACGGCAGAAGAAAGAGGGUCAACAGUAGAGCUUGAGUUUUUACAGGUGAUGCAGGCUGCAUCAAUGAGGCAAACUAAAUAUCAAGAGUUAGAUGGUCUUCUUCCUGAAGUGGAAAAAGGGAUUGCUUAUCAAACAAGACAAAAUGAGGUUGUCACACGUACUCUGGGGGAAUUCAAAGCUACUCUAUCUUCUGAACUACAGAGAGAUCCUUGUAAGUUUCCAGCAAAUUAUGGGAAAAAAACUAAGAGUGGUACAAAAAAGAGGAAAUUGAAAGACCGAACAGCCGAUGAUGCUUUUGAUUGUAGCCCAGAGAGUGGAAUGUGUCUCUCUUCAUCUCAGCAGCCUGAUAAAAGGGCACCAGCAGGAGACACUAAGAAGAAAAAAUCAUCUCAGUUCGAGAGGAUCCUAUCCGCCAAUCAGACGCGAGAGAGUUGGAAAACAACUCCUCCCAUCGCCCAGGUUGCCCCACGGCCCGAGGUGGAGGUGGACGCCUCUGCCCAGCUGUUGCUCGUCCAGACCAUGGGGGAUCUGGGGAGACCCGCCUCUCCUGUUCAGAACGUCCCUGAAAAACGGAUCUCCGAGUCGAGGACGUCGGAAGGGCUGCAUCUGCAAGCCAUCGAAGGGUGGACGGGAGAGGCCCUCUGUGAAAAACACCGCGAGCCCCUCAAGGUUUUCUGCUGGGAGGACUGUGCCUUCAUCUGCUUGGUAUGCGACAAAUCCAAGAAGCACCGGGGUCACUUGGUACUUCCGGUCGAGGAGGCAGCUGAAGAUUACAGGGAAGAGAUCCAGAUCAAGCUACAGAAUCUGAAGCUGAGGAGAAUGGCUGUUGAAAGAUCAAGGCAGGCUCCGGAGAAACAAAUGGCUGAGUGUUUGGAAGACAUCAAAUCAGAGAGAAAAAAGGUGGUGCAGGCAUUCCAGCAACUCCGCUUGUUUCUAGAAGAGCAGGAAAAUGGCCUUUUGGCUCAACUGAGUGACCUGGAAGAGCAACAGGAUGAAAGUAGCUCCAGCUUUUCAAACAACAUUUCUUUUCUCAGUGACCUGAUCUGUGACGUAGAGAAGCACUGUGAGAGGCCUGUGGGUGAAUUUUUGCAGGAUGUCAAGGAAACUUUAAGCAGGUGUGAAAAGGGCGAGCUCCUUUGCUUCCAAGAGAAACCUGUUAACCUGGAAAAAGAUCUCAGGGCCAUCUCUCAGCAAAGUGCUCUGUUAAUGGAAAACUUCAAGAAAUUUAGAGAAUCACUGAUGGACAAAUUUCAGAAAAGCAAGACCCAAAGGCUUAAUGCUGACCUCCUGAGUCAGACUGAUCAGCCCCAGACCUUCUGGCCAGGAUUGCAUAACGAUGCCCCGAGAGCAGACAAGAAAGUCUCCGCCAGUCUCAGUAUGACACUGGAUCCACGUACAGCCAAUCCCCACCUCUUCCUCUCCUUGGAUCAGAAGACCGUCACCGACCUGGAUCACGCACAGCCCCUGCUGGACAAUCCUGAGAGAUUUGAUGCCGAGCUCUUUGUGCUGGGCUGCGAGGCCUUCUGCUCUGGGAAACACUCCUGGGUGGUGAACGUCGAGCAGGGGCAGAACUGGGCCAUUGGCAUUGCCCAGGAGUCUGUGAGGAGGAAGGGGAGCCUCAGCCUCAGCCCACAGCAAGGCAUUUGGGCCGUACAGCAGUGCUGGGGCCAGUUGCAAGCCCUGACCUCUUGCUGGACUACCCUGUUUCUGCUCAGGAAGCCCAGGAGGAUCAGAGUAGAUCUGGAUUAUGAGGGAGGGUGGGUGGCCUUUUUCGAUGCCGAGCUGGAUGCUCCCAUUUUUACUUUUCCACCUACCUCCUUCAAGCAAGAGAGGAUUCACCCUUGGUUCUGGGUGGCUUCUGGAUCUCAGCUGACCUUAUGCCCCUGAGAUUAUUCCAGGCGCUUUGGAUUUCAGCCAUUUGAGAAGUCUUGUAUAAUAUGGGACGUAAAGCGGCAACGUGACAAUUGCUUGGAACUAUUUUGGUUAAUCGUGUCAGCAGAGAAAUGACUACUUUCUGUUUUGAAUUCGUAGUGAAGUACUAAACGUUACUGAAAGCACCAGUCAGGGAUAUACCAUGUUUUAAUGGAAGGAGUUGCAAUUGUACAAACUGGCUUUUGACUAGCAGAAAGCUCUGAUGGAAGAAAAAAAUAAAAGCUAUUUGGAAAUGCUUA
Crotalus tigris (Tiger rattlesnake) is the source of this 4075-nucleotide messenger RNA. Its product is annotated as E3 ubiquitin-protein ligase TRIM7-like. The record is from RefSeq and is a predicted model, not a curated record. Gene Ontology annotation, molecular function: protein binding; zinc ion binding. The transcript is spliced from 17 exons. Lineage: Eukaryota; Metazoa; Chordata; Lepidosauria; Squamata; Viperidae. The coding region runs from base 1224 to 3791 and encodes 855 amino acids.